ACACUUGAAGGCAGCGUCAGUGUUGGAGUUUCUGUGGAUUGAGGACGUAGCAGACACAGCUUCAUCUACUUCUGCCUACUGACGCUUGCUCCACAGUAGGGUGUUUACCCGCGGUUGCUUUAUUUGAAUAAAAAAAGAAUAAUGGAAGGAAACGUUUGCAACAUCCAGGUGCUUCUUCGAGCUGCUGAGUUUCUGGAGAGAAGAGAGCGAGACUAUUUUCGAGCACAGCUGCGUUGUUUUAUUUCCUGCACAGAGGCAGAACAUGGAUAUGCUUCACUCCUGCCUCUCAGUCCAGGUCACUCUGAUAAGAGAAGCAAACAGAAGAGUAAGAAGAUUUCUGCUGGUGGCAAUAGGUCAGUUCACAAUGAGCUGGAAAAAAACAGACGAGCUCAGCUGAGGCACUGCCUGGAGCAGCUCAAGAGGCAAGUCCCUCUGUCGUCUGACUCGAUGAGGAACACCACCCUCAACCUGCUGAGACGAGCCCAGCUUCACAUAAAGAAGCUGCAGGAGCAGGAUGAGCGUGCAGAGCAGCUGAAGGGCCGUCUGCGCUGGCAGCAGAGAGAGCUGCGGGUUCGGCUGGAGCAGCUGCAGAGAGGCACGGAGAGGAUGAGGAACGACAGUCAGGGGUCGACCAUGUCCUCCGAGAGGUCAGACUCUGACAGAGAGGAUGUAGAGGUUGAUGUGGAAAGCAUCGUGUUUGACUGUGUGGACUCUGAUGGACUGAGCAUUACGCACGCUGAUGCAGACCACUGUUACUCCAGCAUGGACAAUGCCUGGCUAUGACAGCAGCAAAAAAACCUAUGGUCGCUCAUUUAACGUCACCAGGUGGACAGGAAGAGGAGAAAACAUUCCGAAAACAAGCAAACGGAGGAAGAGGAAGAGGUGGAGAAAGACGUUACUGUACAACUGAACACACUUUUUUUUAAGUAACUUUUGACAUUCUCUUCUCAACAUAAGUCAGACUACAAGCUAAAUGAUAAUGUUAUGAAUGAGCUGUGUCCAUUUGCACUGAAUAGCAGUUAUAAUCACUGUGCUGGGAUGGAUGUAACAUGUAUAUAUUUUAUGGCAUCAACCAUUAAUGGCAUUUCUUUCCAAAGCCAUGAGGUGUCUGUAACUGAUUCAAACAGUUCUAUUCAUUCAUUUUCAAGGGCUUUUAAAAAUCCAAAUAAGGGCUUUUUAUUCAAAACUCUUUAACUUAUUCUUUACUACAGUAUGUCUAUACUGAAUUCUGCCUUAAAUCAGUUUUGGUCUAGUUUUCCAUACAAGGGCUUUUCUUUAGCACUAAGUUCAUAUUUCAGUUAUGUCAUGUGACAUUAAUCUGUGCUUUGUUUUGUAUAAUUGUUCUGUUAUGUAAGUCCAGUCAUGUAUUUUGAUCUUUUUCUUCUGUUGCACAAAAUGUCCACACAUUGCACUUGUUAUGUCUCAAAAAGAUUGUGGGUACAUCAAAAUGAAAACAGUGAACAGAAAUGAACUGGUCAUAUUUGCACAUUUUUAUCUGGCAAUUAAGUAACUAUGCCAAAUAUUCAUUUGGUGUAUUUAUACACAAUUCAGUCUGUAAUUAAGUGUGAGAAUUUUGACACCUGUAUUAAAAACGAAUUGUGAGAGCAUAAGGCGAGAGGUCUAAUGACAGUUACAGUUUUAUUCACUGCUAGUAUUAACUGGUUUCUUAGAAGUGUUCAUUAUCACAACUGUACACUUAAGUGCUUGUGCAUUUGUCGAUAUAAAUGUUAAUUAUGCAUGCAACAAAUUCACCACAGUCGGCAGGUAAUGUCUACUUGUAAUGAUUACACAAUUUAUGCUGUAUUACAAGUAUGUAUCAUAUUCAUUGCUAUAUAUUUAAUAACUGAAGGUGCUUUUGACCCUUUACUUUUGUAUAUGCAAGAUGCCAUAUUACCUUUUAAUAUCAUGUAUGCAUUAAUCUGUCUCUCCGCCCAGUAAUAUUAUGUAGCAUUUUUCUACUGGUGUAAGCUUUUUUUUUUAUUGAAUAAAUAUUUUCUAUAUUUA
Messenger RNA from Siniperca chuatsi (mandarin fish), 2004 nucleotides. RefSeq names its product MAX dimerization protein 3 (gene mxd3). Gene Ontology annotation, molecular function: protein dimerization activity; RNA polymerase II cis-regulatory region sequence-specific DNA binding; DNA-binding transcription factor activity, RNA polymerase II-specific. Gene Ontology annotation, biological process: regulation of transcription by RNA polymerase II. The record is from RefSeq and is a predicted model, not a curated record. Lineage: Eukaryota; Metazoa; Chordata; Actinopteri; Centrarchiformes; Sinipercidae. The transcript is spliced from 6 exons. Bases 142 to 783 code for a protein of 213 amino acids.